AACUUCUCUCCAGUUUACUAUGUGUCCAUCAUGGGCACUGGUGCUUCUUCCAAUAUCUUGUACAACUUCCCCUAUCCAGCCCAUUGGCUUCAGGUAUGUGGUUGGAUAAUGUUCAGCAUUGCUGUACUUUUGUUGAUAUCCACUUCCUUUAUGACACUAGCUGGUUUUUACUACCAUCCUAAGAGAAUAGUACUGUACCACACAGAUCCCAAUGACGCAGUGUAUAUGGGCUGCUAUGUUAUGGGAUAUAUCACCAUCAUUAACUUCGUUCAUUUGGUUUUAGGAACUCGCCAUAUUGCAUUUGUAUGGGCUCUUUGGUGGAUCGCCAUUUUCAUGGCAGUAUACACUGCUUCUAUAAUUGUAUUUCUUUCCAUUUUUUCUAAGCUCAACAAGAACUACGAUCCACAGGAAGUCACUGCCAUAUUUUUGUUGCCCAUCGUGACUCUCACAGUGGCUUCCUCUAAUGGACAUUUGCUCACACCAACCUUGCCGACCUUACAGCAGCAGAUUAUUACCGAGCUCGUCAGUCUCAUGAUCUGGAUGAUUUCCAUAGCCCUUGCAUUUAUUGUCAUAACCAUCUACUUUGCACGGUUAAUCAUUUACAAAAUCCCCACUACGGAUAUGAUAUUUUCCAGCUGGUUACCUGUGGGAUUCUUGGGCCAGAGUAGUUAUAGCAUCUUGCUCUUCGGAGUGAACAUGUUCAAGUUGAUCCCAGAUCCCUACCUCGGCCAUUCAUUCCUCGUCACGUCAGCUCUUGUUGCUUUAUUUCUCAUGUCAUUUGGCUACUUCAUGGUAUUCAUAGCCGUAAGUUCACUUCUUUCUAAAACCAAGCCCUUCGCUAAAAAUCCCAAUACUGCCUACACUACUACUUUUGGGACCAUACGUUGGAGUAAAUAUUGGUGGGCGGUGACUUUCCCCUGUGGUACCAUGUCGUUGUCAAACCUCGAAAUCUCGAAAGGGUUCGUGGGAAACUAUGAAUUGCCUUUUUUCAGAGUUAUGAGCUGCAUUUUUGCUUUAGGAAUGUUGACUAUCACGGUCACAUGCUUGGUUGGAAUCGUUAUUUAUAUCGUCAAACGUGUUGCAAGACUCUUUGACAAACUAGACCAUAAAUCUAUAGUAUAA
Molecule: messenger RNA, 1122 nt
Organism: Scheffersomyces stipitis CBS 6054
Lineage: Eukaryota; Fungi; Ascomycota; Pichiomycetes; Serinales; Debaryomycetaceae
Product: TDT family transporter
Exons: 1
Biological process (GO): transmembrane transport; sulfite transmembrane transport
Cellular component (GO): plasma membrane
Molecular function (GO): sulfite transmembrane transporter activity
Source: RefSeq, a predicted model, not a curated record